AUGUCAUCCGAUUUGAAGUGCAGUUACAAAAGUACUUCACUAUCGCCUAUUUAUGCAAGCACCGGGUCCGUAGCCACUAUAUCUGCUGAUGGCUCGUUACUGGCAUGUCCAGUACUUGAUGAAAUUAACAUCAUACAGCUUAUCCCAAAUAGAAAGCUUCUGCAUAGCAUAGACAAUGCGGAUGAGCAAGAAAUUACAGGAAUUAGUCUAACACCUGAUGGAAAGUAUCUGAUCUACGUUUCCCAAUCACAACUAGUCAAAAUUGUGAAUGUUGAAACUGGUGUUAUUACAAGAAGUUUGAAAGUUUCCUCUCCCUCUUAUGUCAUGACAUGCGAUCCUACCUCAACAUUAGUUGCUAUUGGUGGAACUGAUGGUUCUAUUACGGUCAUUGAUAUCGAAAAUGGUUACAUUGCUCAUUCGUUCAAGGGUCACGGAGGUACCAUAUCUAGUUUAAAAUUUUAUGGUGAACUAGGCACUAAUAUAUGGUUAUUAGGAUCGGGUGAUACCAACGGUAUGGCAAAAGUUUGGGAUCUAGUUACCAGAAAAUGUAAAUUUACAGUUCAAGAGCACUCAUCCGCCAUAAGAGGUAUAGAUUUUACCAAAAAUGAUGACAAAGACGUUUUGAACCUAAUCACAGGUGGUAGAGAUAAUGUUUUGAAUUUAUGGAGAUUUAAUAUCAAGGGUAAGAGUUCAAAGCUGGUGAAAACUAUCCCCGCUCAUCUCCAAAUCGAAGCAUGUGGUUUUAUAACGCAUAAUGACGAAACCUUUGCAUAUACUGCUGGUGGAGAUGCUGUCUUUCAAAUUAUUGAUUUGAAUGAGAGCUCUGUGGUGAAAUGUACCAAAAAACCAAUAGAGGAGCUAUUUAUUACAGGAGUCAUUCCUAUAAACCAGGGAAAUCAAUUUUAUGCUGUGCUUUCUGAUCAGACUAUUCAACUACUUCAGCCAAAUUCAGAAAUUUUUAGUUCUAAAAGCGAAUUCAUCCAAAUUCAGGAAUAUAUCGCAGGUAAUCAUGGUACUGUAGCAGAUCUUUGUCUUGUAACAAAGAACAAAGAUUGUAUAGCAUUAGCCACUAAUUCCCCAAGUUUGAGAAUAAUCCCGCUACCAAAAAUUGACGCAGAUACACAAGAUACAGAUCUCCCAAUCGAAGUGAAUUUAUAUGAGGGUCACUCAGAUCUUCUAAAUUCAUUAGCUUGUACCGAAGAUGGUCAAUGGCUAGCUACUGCAUCGAAGGAUAAAACAGCUAUAUUAUGGCAUUGGAACAACACUUCUAAGCGGUUUUACAUAUACGCAACGUUUGUCGGGCAUGCUGCAUCUGUUUCUGCUGUAUGCCUUCCGAAUGUUAUGGAAAAGAACUAUCCAAAAUAUAUAAUAACAGCAUCUAAUGACCUAACGGUUAAGAAAUGGGAGAUUCCACCUAUGAAAAAUGAUCUGAAUGAGGUGCCUUUCAUUGUAAAGAGUUCUAUUUACACUCGUCAUGCUCAUGAGAAGGAUAUUAAUGCUAUUUCCAUGGCUCCUAACGACUCUAUUUUUGCCACAGCAUCAUAUGACAAAACCUGCAAACUUUGGAAUGUUGACACUGGUGAACCAGUUGCAACUUUGGCGAAUCACAAGCGUGGUCUGUGGGAUGUUUCCUUUUGUGAAUCUGAAAAAUGGAUAGCGACUUGUUCUGGUGAUAAAACAGUGAAGAUAUGGUCACUGGAAUCAUUUACGGUUUUAAAGACAUUAGAAGGUCAUACUAACGCAGUACAAAGGUGCUCAUUUAUGAACAAGCAAAAGCAGCUUGUUUCGGCAGGUGCUGAUGGCCUUAUUAAAGUAUGGGAUAUUGCAAGCGGUGACUGCAUAAAAAACCUUGAUGGUCAUUCUAAUAGAAUUUGGGCUUUAUCAGUCUUAGAGGACGGUGAUCUUAUUAUAUCAGCAGAUGCGGACAGUGUUUUUCAAUUUUGGAAGGAUUGCACUGAGGCAGAGAUACAAGGUGCUCUGGAAGAAAAUAAAGUCCGUGUAGAACAAGAACAGUCCUUGACUAAUUACAUGAACAAUGGUGAGUGGUCUAACGCAUUCUUGUUGGCAUUACAAUUAGAUCACCCAAUGCGUCUGUUCAAUGUUCUGAGGAGCUCUAUGGGAUCUCAACCAGAGCAAGCGAACGGUAAAGUCAUUUUCAAUCAAGAGUUAGAUUCACUUAUUGGAACUCUUAACAAGGACCAAUUAAUUCAAUUAAUGAAAAGAUGCAGAGAUUGGAAUACUAAUGCCAGGACUCAUAUGGUGGCGCAAAAGACCAUUUCCUGUAUUUUCUUGAAUCAUGAUAUGACCGAAUUUGGUGAAAUUCCUGGGAUGGUAAGAAUUGUAGAAACAAUACUGCCAUAUUCGAAGAGACACUACAGUAGAGUCGAUAACUUAGUGAAGGAAAGCUAUUUGCUAGACUACGCAUUGCAUGAUAUGGAUAAAUUGCUGUGA
Molecule: messenger RNA, 2451 nt
Organism: Nakaseomyces glabratus
Lineage: Eukaryota; Fungi; Ascomycota; Saccharomycetes; Saccharomycetales; Saccharomycetaceae
Gene: UTP13
Product: U3 snoRNA-associated protein UTP13
Biological process (GO): endonucleolytic cleavage in 5'-ETS of tricistronic rRNA transcript (SSU-rRNA, 5.8S rRNA, LSU-rRNA); endonucleolytic cleavage to generate mature 5'-end of SSU-rRNA from (SSU-rRNA, 5.8S rRNA, LSU-rRNA)
Cellular component (GO): nucleolus; 90S preribosome; small-subunit processome
Molecular function (GO): protein binding; U3 snoRNA binding
Source: RefSeq, a predicted model, not a curated record